UUAAACCCUCUCAAAAAUCAACUUUUUUCCUAGGGUUUUGAUUUUCUUUCUCUUCUUUUUUCUCGGGAAAAUCCAUGUUAUGCUACCGUGACCUAGGGUUCGUGUUCGUCUGCAGAUCGGUUUUGGGCUUCAUUGACAGAACGAUUUCCGCAGCCAUGGGAUGCUUCAUUGGAUGCUUCAGAGUCAGGGACGAUCGCCACCACAGAAAUCGCUCGCAACCUCACCUCGUUGUUGAAUCUUCUCAGCCCAAGCUAACGGGGGUCGUAAUUUCUCAAAAUCGUUUGUCGUCUCUGUUUCUCUCCGAAGAUAAAGAAGAAUCUCCUUCCAAGGAUAUGGGCAAUGCUUCUGUUGGUUCUCCAGAAAUUGAUAAGCAGCUAAAGAAAGAGGCCAAGUUUCUUAAAGCAUGUGGUACCUUGGUGGAAACUCCUAUUGAAAUUCGCAAAGUAUCUGCCAAGUUGAGAAGUUCACCCCUUCAUGGUGGAGAUUCUGGAUCUUCAAGAUUCCAUUCGUGGCUUCCUGAUACAUCGGCUGAGAAACUUCAGUUGGACAAUCAAAUUGAUCAACCUCCUACACCCAUUAAACCCUGCGAAGAAAGGGUUAUGCUUUCAGCCUCUUUGGAGAAUACACCCAGCAGUGGCCGUACUUCAAAUAUACAGAACAUGAGAAGAGUUUCUAUCAGCUCUACUGAAGGUAGUGGAACUGGUAGCACUUCCACAGCAGCCAAAGUUCAUGCGUCUGACUCACCUCAGCUAUUAGCCACAAACGCUCAAUGUAAGGGCAAAUCUGUACGUUUUGAAUGUGACUCAGACUUGUCUUCCUCUCGGGGCUCGUCAUCUGAAAACUAUAGUCAAAAUUUAAAGAAAGCUGAGUCACCAGGUAAUCAAAGCGUAUUGAAGCCGUCACCUUAUCCAACCCCACACAAGCUUUCUGAUGAGAUACAAACGCCUGGAACUGUUUUCCCUGCACACUUGGAUAAUUUUUCAAAUGGAAAAACUCGAAUCAGGUCACAAUAUGUAUAUCCAGUCUUGAACCCAGUUGAAAGUGUCUCACAAUGGAAUGUACUGAAGGAAGAAGAUUCCAACUCCCAGCAACUUUCAAGUGAGCUAAGAGAAUCUCUUGACCAGCCUAAAAUUGAAAAAGAGAGGUCAAAAGAAGUGCCCUUAGAGGUAAAGGUGGAAGCUAGUUUGUCUAGUUGGUUGAAGCCGGUACCUCAUACUCAGGAUGGCAAUAAUCAGAAAUUUGUGGGUGUUUCUGAUCGUCCUCGAGUUGCUAAGACCCCUAUGGACAGACCUAUUAUUGGUAUGGUUGCUGCUCAUUGGAAUGAGGAAGAACCCUCUCGUAUAUCACCUAAGUGGUGGGAUGGGAAUGGAAUUCCUAACUCAACCAAUAAGUACAAGGAGGAUCAGAAGGUGAGUUGGCACGCAACACCGUUCGAGGAGAGGUUAGAAAAGGCAUUGUCGGAAGAAAGUUUCGUCUCUCAGAGGAAACCUAUCUCGGGACCGCCCAUAAUGUUUGAUGAGAAUGAGGAAAGUGACACUGCCCUUUCACAGUUGCACUCUUCACCGCAUCCGAAGUCUCUAGUUUCAUGCUGAUGGGUUUUUUCUAUUAUGUGGGAUUGUUAUACAUGUGCUAUGAAAAAAAAAAAAAAAAAAAAAGGUUCUCCAAAAUGUAAACCUCGUGGAUUGUGGUGAUUGGUUUGCAUCAAGGCAUUGAGAGUUUGAGGUGUUACUGCAAAUUUUGUUUGACACUAGCCAUAGCAGACGCAUGUGAAGAUGCUUUUGUGUACAUAAGUGAUUUGAGAGUCC
Molecule: messenger RNA, 1805 nt
Organism: Morus notabilis
Lineage: Eukaryota; Viridiplantae; Streptophyta; Magnoliopsida; Rosales; Moraceae
Product: protein JASON
Exons: 7
Coding region: 75-1592 (505 amino acids)
Biological process (GO): male meiosis II
Source: RefSeq, a predicted model, not a curated record